UGUUCGUUCGUCGCUCUUUUGCUGUUUCCUGUUUCUUCUCCGAACUUGGUAUACGAACCCUUUGUCCUCUGUAUUCGGAUCGAAUUCCCCAAACCAGAGAGGAAAAGACCCGAAACUCGCUCUUUCAAGAUUCUACCUUCUGACUGCUUGAAAGAGAAUCAGAGAAACGAGAAGGAAAAGGCGAGGUUUUGCUUCUGUUCCUUGGUGAGUAGUCGACGCCAGGAGACUCUGUCGAUUGGUUCUCUGGGACAAAUGGGGUUUUGGGUUAAGGAGGGUUGAUUCUGGGUCGAAUUUGAUUUGGUUAUUCCUGAUUCAGGUCACUCUUUUAUUCCUUCUCUCUUUUCCUUAUCGAGUUUGAUUGAUUACGAAUCUUAGUUUGCUAUUCUGGUUUAGGUAAGAAUUACGAAGAAAAUUAAACAAAAUUAUUGAUUGCUUAUUCUUGUGUAGAUAAAGUCUCGACUCACGAUUCCUGGUUAUUUUCCUUUUAUUUUGAUUUGAUUCUAGCUGAUCUUGCGUUCCGUUUUGCAAGAAACUCCGUGAAAUUUUUGGUUGCGUUGUUUUAGUUUGUCAUCAGAAAUUGAGGGUUUUCUUGUUAGAUCCUUCGCUUCCCUGGUCUUCUACAAAUUUCCACUUCUUUUCUCUAUUUUUUUCUGUUUUAAUUCUAGGUUUACGUUUCAUUCAUUACCUCCAAAGAAUACGUUUAUUUUUCCUCUUCGAAUCGAAAAGAAAAAGAAAAAAAAACAGAGGUUUCUGGGGUUUGCUUAUCAUAUUGUAUAUAUUCUAUAAAGAAUCAUGGCCUUGAAUUUCUCACAUCGGCCCAUCUUUCCUGGGCAUUUAUCUGAGGACAAAUUGGUUUCUUCUAUGAGAAUUGCGAAUGGGUACCUUGUGGACGGCAUCCAAGAGAAAGUUGAGGAGUGCUUUGACUACGGAAGGGACAGGGGUGAUAGGUGUGGGUCACAUGAGCCUGUUUCCAGUGACAUUCUCGAUCUUUUGCCUUCAGAUCCCUUUGGCAUGGAUAUGAGUACCACUUUUACAGCGAUAACUGGUUGGCUUGAGGAUUUGGAGGUGGACUAUGGUGGAUUUAGGAGGAAUGAUGUGGGGACAAGUGAUGGGGAUUAUCAAUUUUAUGUUGGUCUUAAUUUUAUAUGGAAUAAUGCGAUGAAGUUUCAUGCUUUUCCUACAAACAUGGUUUUUGAUCAGAAAUUGAAUGUGGAUGGUAGAUGUGGUAGCACAUGUUUAGAGGAGAAGCAAGCAGAGGAUGCAUUGUUAGGUCAUGAUGGUGUCGGAUCUGCUUGUAAUGUGGAUGAUAUUCUGAGUUUGGGGAAUGAAACUAGGGUCAAUGAAGAUGCGGGUUUCUUGGACUUUCAGAGUGAAGAACAUGGGGCAUCACUGAGUCAUGAUUGUGUCGGAUCAGCUUGUAAUGUGGAUGACAUUUUGAGUAUGGGGAAUGAAACUAGGGGCAAUGAAGAUGUGGGUUUUGUGGACUUCCAGAGUGAAGAAUUUGACUCAUCACUAAGUCAUACUGGUGUCGUAUCAGCUUGUAACGUGGAUGACUUAUGGAGGUUGGGGAAUGAAAUCAGGGGCAGUGAAAAUAUGGGUUUUGUGGGCUUUCAGACCGAAAAACUUGGGGAGUGCAGUGGAACUAGUUUGGCUGAUGAUGAUGGAGCUCCUCAUCAGGCUUUGCAUUAUGCCUUUGCCUAUCUUGGUGUGCGAGAUCUUCUUGUUGUUGAAACAGUUUGCAAAACUCUGCGUGACACAGUUCGAAGUGAUACUCUCUGCUGGAAGAAUAUUCACAUAGGUCAUCCAUUAAAUGAGAAGAUUACUGAUGAUAUUCUUUUGGAAUUGACUAAUAGGGCUCUUGGCAAACUAGAGAGCUUGACCCUGGUAGAAUGCUUAAAGAUUACUGAUGAUGGUCUAAAACGCGUGCUUGAAAGAAAUGGAAGGCUAACCAAGCUAUGUGUGCCUGGAUGUACAAGACUCAGUAUUGAGGGUAUAGUGACUAGCUUGACGGCAUUUAAGAAUGUCGGUGCUCAAGGAGUGAAGCAAUUAAGUAUUGGUUGGAUUUAUGGUGUCACUCAGAAGCAUUUUGAAGAGUUGAAGUUGUUGUUGGGCACAGAUAGCUGCGCGCAGCAGAAUACCCACAAGCUGCGUUUCUAUCACAGGUGGAACAUAUACUUGUCCUGUGAGGAUGAUCGUCCGAUUGAUAUUGAAAGCUGCCCUAGAUGUCAGAACCCGAGGCUAGUUUAUGAUUGCCCAGCAGAGGGUUGCCUAGGAAACAAGAAUACUACUCAGGCGUGCAGGGCAUGCACAAUUUGUAUACCACGUUGUGCUGAAUGUGGUCGCUGUAUUAAUGAUGGUGAAUAUGAGGAAACCUUUUGUUUGGAGUUGCUUUGUUUAGCUUGUGGAAAACAGCUCCUGAAUUCCCAUGAGAGGCGUGACAGCAAGAUUGGUCUUUCGAAUGACUUGAGCUGUAAUGUCAGCGUUCAUGGCUAGAGGCUAAUAUCUGUUUUGUCUUCUGGUUUUACCUUGUGGUGGAGGAAUGCAUGGUUUGCUAUUCAGACAUCUACAAAAAUGUUGAAUACCCUUGUGAGCUUAUGAAUUCCCCAUAAUAUCUUGUCUUACCUUCUGAGUCAGAUGUGAGUCAGCUUCAGCAUUUGAUAGACUCCAACUUGGCCUUUCCCAAUUGGGGUGUCCUUGAACUUCUGUUUGUGUUAUCCAAAAGGAGAAGGGGGAAAAAAAAGAAAAGAGAAAAAGAAAAUGAAAUAAUAUGUUCUUGGAAGUAACGAAGGCUGCCAGCCGCAGUAUAGUGUGAAUAAGAAGGACCUCUGUAGCUGCAUUUAUUAGAAUUCCUAAGAAGCAUAAGUAGGUUUGCUGGUAAAUUUUGGGAACCAACACAUGGAUCUACCUGGAAGUGGUCACUGUUUAUUCGGCAUUUUCUCUGCAGGAUGAAAUGGCAAGGCUGCUCAUCUGUUGGUCCUAUAAUAUCAUUCAUCGGUCAGUAUUUUUUGUCCAUUGAAGCAAGCAGAGUCGUUAAUUUGUCCCUUAGUGGUGCGAGCUAUAUAAUUGUCUGUGUGGCGUGAUGAAAUCUAGGAAUCAGUCAUUUUGGUGUGAAAGUUUAACUGACAGGCUGUUGUCAGUGUGUCGAGAGUAGCUCACAAUGUUGUUGAUAAAGUGUCUUGGGAGCGUUGGACCUGCUUUGCUUACAGCGGUAAUGUUUUCCUGGUGAUACUGAGGGUUGCUGCCACCUUGGUUGCAUCUUCAGGAUUGGGCUACCCGAAUCUACAUAGUUGUAUGAAUAACAAUUUAAGUUACCUUCCUUAUUAAUAGGUUUCAACUCUUAUAUUAAAGGCUUGAACUAUACUGCUUCAUUUCGUUGAAGCUUUUAUGUGCGUCUCUUAUGGACACCAGACUGCAUAAUUCUUCUCGAGAGAGAGAAUAAAGGAUGAUGCUUUGUGUAUUCCGUAAUUUCCUGCUAUCAAUGAGAUGGUUUUCAAAUA
Molecule: messenger RNA, 3497 nt
Organism: Tripterygium wilfordii
Lineage: Eukaryota; Viridiplantae; Streptophyta; Magnoliopsida; Celastrales; Celastraceae
Product: F-box protein SKIP14-like
Exons: 2
Coding region: 793-2493 (566 amino acids)
Cellular component (GO): cytoplasm
Molecular function (GO): protein binding
Source: RefSeq, a predicted model, not a curated record